Cyclocybe aegerita is the source of this 1278-nucleotide messenger RNA. Lineage: Eukaryota; Fungi; Basidiomycota; Agaricomycetes; Agaricales; Hemipholiotaceae. The record is from the annotation of a GenBank genome assembly.
AUGAGUGUGUCCGUUGUGUUGGGAUCGCAAUGGGGCGACGAGGGCAAAGGAAAACUGGUUGACAUCCUCGCAGCGGACAUUGAUGUAUGCGCCCGAUGCGCAGGGGGGAACAACGCAGGACACACCAUCGUGGUACCCGUAAAUGGGGAGAAGAAGACUUUCGCGUUCCAUCUUCUCCCGAGCGGUCUCGUCAACCCAUCGUGCACUGGCCUAAUCGGCUCUGGUGUUGUCGUUCAUGUUCCCUCGUUUUUUAAGGAGCUCGAUGCCCUCCAAAGUCAAGGCUUAGAUUGCACUGGUCGUCUUUUCAUUUCCGAUCGUGCCCAUCUCGUUUUCGAUUUCCACCAAAUUGUUGAUGGGUUGAAGGAGGUCGAACUCGGCGGUUCGAGCAUCGGGACCACUAAGAAGGGCAUUGGCCCGGCAUACUCUGGGAAAGCCUCCCGCUCAGGCCUCAGAGUGCAUCACCUCUUCGACCACGAAACCUUUGCGCAGAAGUUCCGCAAGAUCGUCGAGGGCCGCUUUAAGCGUUAUGGGUACUUCGAAUACGACACCGAAGGCGAGAUCGUCCGCUACAAGGAACUUGCAGAGCGGUUACGCCCUUAUAUCAUCGACAGCGUGGCAUACAUUCACCAAGCCAUAUCGUCCGGGAAGAAGGUCCUCGUCGAGGGUGCUAAUGCCUUGAUGCUCGAUCUCGAUUUUGGCACGUAUCCCUACGUGACAUCGUCCUCGACCGCCAUUGGUGGUGUUUGCACUGGACUCGGGAUUCCCCCCAAGAUGAUUGGACACACUAUCGGCGUCGUCAAAGCGUAUACUACGCGCGUCGGAGGGGGGCCAUUCCCCACUGAACAGUUGAACGAUACUGGCGUCCAUCUCCAAGAAGUCGGUCGCGAGUAUGGCACUACUACUGGUCGUCGGAGACGCUGUGGAUGGCUCGAUCUCGUUGUCCUGAAGCACUCCACCUUGAUCAACGGAUACGACAGCUUCAACCUCACCAAGCUCGAUGUGCUUGAUCAAUUGGCAGAAAUAAAGAUCGCGGUCGAGUACACCGUAGACGGUAAAGAGCUAUCUGGAUUCCCAGCCGAUCUCGAGCUGCUCGACAAAGUCGAAGUCGAGUAUGUCACUCUACCUGGAUGGCAAUCUUCCAUCGAGAACAUCACCUCGUACGACGCGCUCCCUGAGAACUGCAAGAAGUACGUCGAGUUCAUCGAGGAAUCCACUAAGGUGCCCGUCAAGUGGAUCGGAGUCGGCCCAGGUCGAGAGAACAUGAUCAUAAAGCCUUGA